ACUGGAGAGUCAUUGACAAGGUUUUUUUCUGCUACCUCAUAUCUCCAAUUUUUUUUUACAGGUUAGCGAGGUGUUUAGUUGAAGUUAAUGUUUUUUUAGGUUAGGGAUUUAUGUGAUGAUAAUGAUGAGCAGCCCACCCGGGGUUGGGGGUUAUGUGACACAAGGUAUUCUUCUGGUUUUUGGAAACACUGGAACGUAUGUCUAUUGGCUUUUGUGUGUUUUAAUCCCUGGGGUCGUGUGAAAUGCUUUGGUCAACAUAUUUCUGUUCCUAUUUACCUUCAGAAUUUCCAGCUGUGCGAUGUGAUGGCAUUACUGGUUCCCAAUGUGUUGGCUCUUCUACUCAUUCCAGCUGUGCUCCCUCUGGCUCCACCCCUUCACGUGAAGAUGGACUCCUGCAACAUGGGAGCCAUAUUGCAGUGGGAUGCCCCCGCUCGUCCGCACAGCAGCCUGACAUACACUGCCAAGUUCAAGAUGCUUGGGAAAAAUACAACUGAACACAUUGUGUGUCAGAGCAUUAAGGAGCACCAGUGUGAUUUUGGUCAGCUUCCCAGUUACCAUGGUCACUAUACGUGCAGUGUGAGAACUGAACAAGGAGGAACAAUGUCCAAAUGGGAAGACCUUGAAUUCACAAUUGACCGCAUGACUAUCAUUGGUCCCCCGUCAGUGACUUUGAAGUCCAAAGGUGGGGCGAUAGAGGUGAACAUCCAGGACCCAGUUCUGAAGAUCUCAUCGUUGAGAGAAGUGUACACGAAAGUGAGCUACCACAUCAGAUACUGGAGCAAGGAGCAUCCUGAAGAUGGCCAGAAUACACAGACUAUGUCUCAGUGUCGUCUUCUGAGACCCCUGGUGCCAAACACCGAAUACUGCAUCAAAGUCCAAGUGUUCAUACAUUAUUAUGACAUCAAGGGGCAGGACAGUAACGCCACGUGUGAGAUGAGUUCUGUCACAGCUGCUGUAGAUGCCGAGCACAAGUGGUCUGGGAAGCUGGUGGGGAGUUUGCUGGCGGUGUCCGUGGCUCUACCCCUGCUGCUGCUGCUCCUCUGGUCCUCUUUCAAAGGGAGACGCUUCCUCAACCCCAAAGAGCCUCUGCCGGAACGUUUCAAACAGCACCUGUGUGACUGUCCCGCUGCCCCGCCGCCCCCGUUGGAGAAGUUUGACCUGGUCUGUGGACUCUGUGAAGAACCUCGCUACCGCGCACUGACCGACCCCCGAGGGUCCGAGGAGAGCCCAGCUGUGGAGGACUACGGCGCUUCCCAGGAGAUGUCAGGAUACUACAAUAUCAUAGAACGACUCGUUUUCGAAGGGCCUUAUCAAAAUACCACCAUAGACAUUUAGUCAUGAGUCAAGUCAGAUGAAAGGAAGGGAUAUGUCGUCAGCGGUCUUUAAUUGUUAAUAUCUGACACCAACUGCUUGAACCUUAUUCAUUUGACAUUUAGAGUUUUGAUUUUGGCAUUUGUAUGUUGUUACUGUUUCAUGAUUUAUAUUUCUUCCAUAUUUGGCCUGAACUGGUUUUGGUUUAAAGGAUCAUGGUAAUUGUUUGAUUCAGUGAGCGGCUCUAAUAUCUUCAUGUUUACAGAUAAUACAACAACCACAGCAAAACAUGAAUAAAGUUCUUCUUAAAAAACCUUCA
Messenger RNA from Hypomesus transpacificus, 1630 nucleotides. Its product is annotated as interleukin-10 receptor subunit beta-like. Gene Ontology annotation, molecular function: protein binding. The record is from RefSeq and is a predicted model, not a curated record. NCBI's taxonomy places the organism in Eukaryota, Metazoa, Chordata, Actinopteri, Osmeriformes, Osmeridae. The transcript has 8 exons. Bases 304 to 1335 code for a protein of 343 amino acids.